This is a messenger RNA of Dendronephthya gigantea, 1929 nucleotides long. RefSeq lists its product as uncharacterized. Gene Ontology annotation, biological process: DNA integration. The coding region runs from base 1 to 1929 and encodes 642 amino acids. The transcript has a single exon. Gene Ontology annotation, molecular function: nucleic acid binding. The record is from RefSeq and is a predicted model, not a curated record. NCBI's taxonomy places the organism in Eukaryota, Metazoa, Cnidaria, Anthozoa, Malacalcyonacea, Nephtheidae.
AUGGCCACCAACCUUGUGACGAACGUGGGCAGCGCCUUACAAGGACUUCCGAAGACCAGAGUACUCGGAUGGUUAGACAGCUCAGUUGCCCUACAUUGGAUUCGCGGUAACGGACAAUAUAAACAGUUUGUGGCAAAUAGAGUCGCCAAGAUCCAACUUCAUUCAGAAAUCGAGUGGCGAUACGUGCCUACCCAUGACAACCCUGCUGACCUAGCCAGCUGCGGAGGGACAGUGACCACACCGUUGUGGUGGACUGGGCCCGAGUGGCUACAAGACCACGAUCGUUGGCCAACCAACCCAAUUACCGAAGCUUCAGCAGAUUCAGAGGCUGAAGCCAAGAUCAUCAAAGAAGUCUUGUGUGUCGCACGAGUAGAAGAUAUGAAGACGGACGACUUCGAUGACCUUCUCAAAAGACGAGAUUUACGACGCGUCCUGAGAACCGGUGCGUGGAUUCUACGGUUUGUUCGCAAUUGUCAAAGCAAGCAAAAACAACGCGGUCCGUUGACAACUCCAGAAGUGAGCGAGAUGAAGACUUGGUGGAUCAAACGUGUCCAACUCCAAGACAGUUCAACACCACAUCACGAGCAAACCAAAGUCGCCCUCAACCUGCAGAAAAACGUCGACGGUGUGCUCGAGUGUCGGGGAAGAAUACAAGGGAAGUACCCGACGUAUCUACCUCCUGACGCGCCGUUUACGAGGAAGUUGGUGCAGAGAGUGCACCUCGAGACACUGCAUGGUGGCGUUGGGUUAACUAUGGCCGCAGUGAGAGAGGAUUACUGGGUUCCAAAGCUCAGACGGUUGGUAAAGUCUAUCCAAAGAGAUUGUUGGGGUUGCAAGCGGUCCAGAGCAACGGCCUUCGCAACACCCCCUCCUGGUCAGCUUCCAGAAGACCGAACCACCGGAGAAACAGCCUUCGAAGUCGUGGGAACUGAUUUCGCAGGGCCAAUACGGUAUAGAAAAGCUGCGAAGCAAGAGGGAAAGGCCUAUCUGGUCAUUUUCUCUUGCAGUUUGUCGAGAGCUAUCUACCUAGAAGUCAUUCCUAAUCUUGAAACGACAACCUUUAUCCCAUGCUUGAAACGGCUAGUGGCUCGGAAGGGUCGACCUCGAGUUAUCUACUCAGACAACGGUCAGACAUUUGUGAAAGCGGCGAAGUGGUUGGUUCAAGCGGUGGAAGACGAACGCCUCCACAGCCACCUAGAAGAGUGUAGCAUCACAUGGAAAUUUAACCUGUCAAGAGCACCCUGGUGGGGCGGGCAGUUCGAGAGACUGAUAGGUAUAGUGAAGAAGGCAAUGCACAAGACGAUCGGGGGAGCAACGCUCACUUGGCAAGAGUUAAGCGAAGUCAUGUUAGAUAUCGAGACCCAGAUAAAUAGACGCCCUCUGAGCUACGUGGAAGAUGACGUUGAGCUCCAAACUCUUACCCCGUCUACCUUCCUAUUUCAAAGGUCGAAUCAACUACCCGAGCAAGAGCCCUGGCGAAAAGAAGAGAAAUCCCUACGAAAGCGGGCCAAGUUUUUGAUCACUUGCAAGGAGAACCUAUGGAAUCGCUGGCGGAGAGAGUAUCUCACUGCGCUUAGAGAGAGACAUAAUUUGACACACCAGACAACGAAGUUCAAAGUCUCGGUAGGGGACGUGGUCAUAGUAAAGAGUGACGACAAAAACAGAGGAAAUUGGCCUUUGGCUAUUGUACAACGAGUCUUUCCGGGGAAAGACGGAGUCAUUCGCGCAGUUAAACUGAAGACAGCUAAAGGAACACUCGAGAGACCGGUCCAGCAUCUUUACCCCAUGGAGCUUGCAAGCGAGAGCGUUAAACCAGAAACAAACACACUGAAUCCAGAUGCUAAACCUUUCCGACCAAAGCGAAAAGCUGCUGAAAAAGCUGAUGAACAAAUUAUGAAGAUCGCAGAGUUUGAACGAAAACUAUUUUAA